GGCUUACUCAUCUACAACACUUUCUCCAUGUGUCCUCCUCGAAGGCUCGCGGCUCUUUUCCUCCAAUCAUUCCUCUAUGCCGCCUCAUCGCCAUCGUAUAUGAGUUCCAGAAAUAGAGGGGAUCGAUUCCACCUCUCAACCACCGUCAUCAUCGGUUUUUCGACAAAAGUCGUACUCCUCUUCGUUCUCUCUUCUGUUACCGGCGACUCAACCAUCACAAUGAUUUAGGAUUUUUGACGUUUUCUCCCAAAAAUACUCGAAUUCUGUGGUUUCAGCCUCCAUCCUCUCCGUAUCUCUAUCGCUGGAUUUGAACAUCUCUCUCGCUUCACACUCACUGUUAUUCUUAAACCGAUGAUCAUUAAUCAAGAACCAGCCAUCGUCCAUGAAAUCGAACCCAAUCACCACCGGAUUAUGGACGAAGGCAAGGCACCCUAUGUGUUCGAUGGAAUGCCCCAAAUAAGAUGCACAUGGUUAAUUUGGAGUAAGGUUACACUUGGGUUUCAUACUAUCAACCACCACCAAGAUUUCCAACAAACUCCAGAGAAAUUCAGAAGAUAUGACAAGUUGGAAUUCGUCAUACGAGAUGAGGAUAAUGUAAAUGUAAUCAAGAGGUGCCAGAGUCUCUUCAGGUUGACAAAAUUCUGGAAGAUGAUCAUUAUUAGCAAGGAGAGUUCUCAACUAAUCAUAUUCUUUCUACUCGCUCGUAUUUACAAGGUUGUUCGUACGUUUGGUUGA
Messenger RNA from Lactuca virosa, 735 nucleotides. NCBI's taxonomy places the organism in Eukaryota, Viridiplantae, Streptophyta, Magnoliopsida, Asterales, Asteraceae. The record is from the annotation of a GenBank genome assembly.